AUGGAACGCAGGUCAAUAAAGCGUGUUUGGAUUGUGGAGCGAAGCGCAAGGUCUGUUUGCUUAGUGGUUAGAGGUGCAAAAGUCGGCAUUGUCCCACUGGCAGCGGGGCUCGCGGGGGGAGGGCGAGGCAGGAGGCUCCGAAGCCGGAGCACGAGGGCACCCCGGCCGCCGCCACCCGCGCUUCCCGCCCCGCAGCCGGAGAGCAAGCGCAGGCGCAAGAACUUCUGGAAGACCGCAGCCAGCGCGCUCUGGAGCUCGGAGGAAGCAGGCCGCGAAGAGCGCAAAAUCGGCCCAGGGCGCGAAAAGGCUUCUGGGACAUAA
Messenger RNA from Podarcis lilfordi (Lilford's wall lizard), 321 nucleotides. The record is from the annotation of a GenBank genome assembly. Lineage: Eukaryota; Metazoa; Chordata; Lepidosauria; Squamata; Lacertidae.